Chinchilla lanigera (long-tailed chinchilla) is the source of this 3267-nucleotide messenger RNA. RefSeq names its product solute carrier family 39 (zinc transporter), member 8 (gene Slc39a8). The record is from RefSeq and is a predicted model, not a curated record. Gene Ontology annotation, cellular component: membrane. NCBI's taxonomy places the organism in Eukaryota, Metazoa, Chordata, Mammalia, Rodentia, Chinchillidae. Gene Ontology annotation, biological process: intracellular zinc ion homeostasis; zinc ion import across plasma membrane. Gene Ontology annotation, molecular function: zinc ion transmembrane transporter activity.
AUCGCGACACUGCAGGGGACUCGCCGGCCUACGGGUGGCUGCUUGGGCGCGGGAGGCGCGGGGCGCCGGGUGGGGCGGGGUCGCGUGCGGGGCGGGGACAGGACCGUCCCUUAUCUGCACGUCUAGGAGGACUGGCUCCCCGCGGGCAGGGGCCCAGACAGCAGAGGACAGGGACACAGGGCCAGUGUCGCCUCGGUACACAGAGGGACGCGGAGGCGGAGCGGGCCAGAGAGGCUCCGCGCCAGGCCGGGUCCGCGCCGCCGAUCGCCCUGGCCGCGCUGCUGCUGCUGGCGGCGCCCGGGCUCGGCGCGCAGGGCCCCACGCGCGCCUUCAGCGAGGACGUGCUCAGCACCUUCGGAACCAACCUCAGUCUCUCCGCCGCGCAGCUGGGGCUGCUGUUCGGGGAGCUGGGCGCGGGCCACGGCGGCCACGCGGGAGCCACCGGACCCGGCGCGCUGCACUUCAACCAGUGCUUAUCAGCUGAGGAGAUCUUCACCCUGCAUGGCUUCUCCAAUGUCACCCGGAUCACCAGCGCUGACUUCCCCAGCAUCUGCCCGGCCGUGCUGCAGCAGCUGACCUUCCACCCCUGCGAGGCCGAGCCCAGGCCCUCGUCCAAGCCCAGCCUGUCACAAGUCUGGGGCUACGGGCUGCUCUCAGUCACCAUCAUCAACCUGGCCUCUCUCCUCGGCUUGGUCCUGACACCGCUCCUCAAGAAGUCCUACUUCCCCAAGAUCCUGACCUACUUUGUGGGGCUGGCUAUCGGGACCCUUUUUUCCAAUGCAAUUUUCCAGCUUAUUCCAGAGGCAUUUGGAUUUAAUCCCAAAGUUGACAGCUAUGUCGAGAAGGCGGUGGCUGUGUUUGGAGGAUUUUACAUGCUUUUCUUUUUUGAGAGAACGCUUAAGAUGUUACUGAAGACCUACGGGCAGAAUGACCACACCCACUUCGGGAAAGACGACUUCGGCCCUCCUGACAGGACACAUCACCCCAAAGCACUGCCUGCUGUCAAUGGGGUGAUGUGCUAUGCCAACCCCGCUGUCACAGAGUCCAAUGGGCAGGUGCACCUGGACAGCAUCAGCGUGGUGUCCCUUCAGGAGGGCAAAAGGGAGUCCAGUUCAUAUGGCUGUCUGAAGGGCCCCAAACUGUCUGAAAUUGGGACGAUUGCCUGGAUGAUCACACUCUGUGACGCCCUCCACAACUUCAUUGAUGGCCUGGCCAUCGGGGCAUCCUGCACGCUGUCUCUCCUGCAGGGUCUCAGCACAUCAAUCGCCAUCCUGUGUGAGGAGUUUCCUCAUGAGCUAGGGGACUUCGUGAUCCUGCUGAACGCGGGGAUGAGCACGCGGCAGGCGUUGCUGUUCAACUUCCUCUCUGCCUGCUCCUGCUAUGUGGGGCUGGCUUUUGGCAUCUUGGUGGGCAACAAUUUUGCCCCGAAUAUCAUAUUUGCGCUGGCUGGGGGCAUGUUCCUCUACAUUUCUCUGGCAGAUAUGUUCCCAGAGAUGAACGACAUGCUCAGGGAGAAGGUGACGGGGCGGAAGACAGACCUCACCUUUUUCCUGAUCCAGAACGCGGGGAUGCUGACAGGCUUCACUGCCAUCCUGCUCAUCACCUUGUACGCAGGGGACAUCGAGCUGGAGUGAUGGGAUGCAGACGGUGGUGUCCUUAAUGAAGGCGUUUUACAAAGAAAAACAUCUCCAGAGGGAUUUUUACGCUUACUUAGUUAAAAGAUGCUUUUGUUUUUAAAUGUAGGUCAAGAAAACUGAUUAUUGGUUUCAGAUCUGUGAGAGAGACUACUCUUUGUUGUUAAAAUGCUUCAAAAGGUGUUCAGUUUCUGUCUGAAAUGCUGGGUGUAUGAGGUGUUCGGUAAAUGCCCAGUUUCCAGUGGUCAUGCACAUUAGAAAAUCACCAGGAACCAGACACAUGCAUUGUACAAUCACGUCGACUGACAUCAAGACGCAGGGUAAAACACAAGAUAGGUCAUUUGAGGCUUUACAUCUCAAUAGGAUCAAUUUCAAGCGGUUUCACAGGAGUUUUCUUUCAAUUACUUUGUUCUAGUGUUUCAAGAGCAGGUACAUGAAAAUGUGGAAGAGAAGCAAAACACACAACACAGAUCUAAAUGAUUCCAUGGCCUCAGUGAACCCAAGAAAGAAAGAUUGUGCUCAGCGUUUGUUCUGUUUUGUAUUUCCAUCAGGAACUUGUAACACUGUGUUAAAAGCCUUCCAAAAUAAUUUGAACUGAGAAAUCAAUAAAGGCUGGUGAGCCCUACUAGGUUUGGGGUUAGGGGUUUCUUAUUAAGUCAAGUCCAGCAGAUCCAGUGAAGGCUGGCACUGCGAUGGUGCAGCCCGCAAACAUGCAGUGGGUCCACCUCAGCACAGUGUACGGCGCUGGAGACAGGUCAGCUGUGGGGGCCAGGGGUUUAUUUGCUUUGUGACAGGGAAGAAUAUGUUGGUUUACAGAAUGCAGUUGUAAGUAAUUUAAAGAGGAACAUAAUUAAUUAGUGGAAGAUGUUUUAAUCAAUGCAAAUAACAGCUGGGCUGCCGUGUGUCGGGGGCUGACGAAAAGGGAAGCAUACAUUCCUUGGGACUGAGCGUCAUCAGGGACCGCGUCUUCCAUGUUCAGUCUACAUUUUUCCUGAGGUACUUCGGGGACAAAUUUGGCAGCCCUGGGGUUCUCUUCCUACUUUUCACAGAAGACAGAGCCUGUUUACCCAGAUAAUAGAAGAUUAAACACCCUAAUCUCAAUUCACACUCCCGAAUUACAUAAAAAAAGAUAAUUUGACAGUGAGGAAGAUGACCUGUGAAAGCCAAUGAUGAGCUCAGGAACUACAUUUUCCAUGGACUACAAAAUGUUCUCACACGGCAGUAAUGCAAAUUUGAUGAACAUUUAGUAUGUAUGUUAAUGUAUAUUUCAUUGUAUGAUUUACAGUUUAAAAAUUGUUUCAUCAAUAGAAAACACCUGUGAAAGCAUGUAUUAUACCAUUUAUUAUUCAUUUAAUGUGUAUCUUUUUUGAGUGAUUAUCAUGUACCUGGUAUUGUAGGGGACAGGGAAAAUUUGGAAAUUGGUGAUAUGUUUAUUUUGAAAAGAUACUUAGCGAACAAAUACUACAAAGACCUAUUGCUCAUUUCAAUAAGCAGAAUCUGUUUUUAUCAUUUCAUCUUUUUUUUACAUUCCAUCUUACUAAGUAAUCUUUGUCUUUCUAAAGCAUAGGUUGUAUGUCUUGUUUAAGAAACUCCUUACAGCAUUACAUUAAACAGAGAGUUUGAUGGCCUCUCA